AUGGCGACGUCAACAUCCCGCUCCGAGAUAAUAAUACUCCAGUGUAUGAACCAUCAACUAUCACCACCAUCUCGAGGAAACGCUCGCAAGACUGGCCUUAUUGAUCAUGCUUUCAUCAGACGAUGUCCGCCGACCUCUAUGCAGCUUUUCUGGACAGUGGUGAUGGGCGCCUCUCCACAGACGCGGCUCAUUCUACAUCUGUCGGAGGCGGAGGAAACGAUGUUCCAAACGAGCAACUGGAGUAUCGACCAGUCACACAACCCUGGGUGACUCCCUCAAAGCCUGGGUUCACAAAACAUGGAUCACCACUUUGGCAAAAAGAUGCCAGUGGAAGCGACGUGCUGUUCGAUGCCGAAGAGCCAGAGUUGGACGACGAUUUUGGUGAUUUCCAAGCGGUAGAAGAUUUGAAUGAACCCGGACCUCAAACGACUCAAACAGUCACCAACACGCAUCAGCAGCACCCCACCGACAAAGCUUUUAGGACUGCAGGCCCUCUUACACACUUGUUGGACACCGAUAGCUAUGUGCAACAUGCUUCAAACUCAGAUGGAGCCCUUCCUGGAAGUAGGGCAUUGAAAGUUCAGAGAAAUGUACCUCCUUCGAACCCUGUCGCGACGAAUGAAGUGGCGGAGAUUGAUGCCAGUUGGGAAGAAGACUGGGGAGAAGUCGAAGACAGCCAACCUCAGAUGGAGCCACAACACGGUCCAACUGGGUUCAGACGACCUGGAAAAGCUCCGGCGCACCCCAUCAAGAGCAGGAACGAAGAGGAAGAUGUGUGGGAGCCUUUUGAAGACGGUCAGCCCGUGACGAGUGCCACAGAUUCAUCCGAGAAGCCUUCAACAGCCUUGAAAAAAGCAACUCAAUCACUCAGCUUGUCCUUGCCAAGUUCCACAUCCCAUCACGAACGACCAACGAAUGUCCCUCCACCGUCCUCACUUCUACAACUGCUUUCUGAUGUCUUCAAAUCUCUCCACGAGAGCAACCUCGAUACAACAGUGUCCAAGCCGAAUUUGGCUGCGAAGAUACUGAUAGUGUUUAGGACAGCCUGUCGACUCGUUGCUGGAAGGACUCUACGGUGGAGACGAGACAACCUUUUGUCCCAAAGCAUGAGAAUAAGCCAAGCAGGUAAGAGUGGAGGGAUGAAAUUGGCGUCAGCCAACAAGAGUGAGAGUGCAAAGGAGGAGCGCGACUGUAAAGAGAUGAUACGUGACUGGGAUCUGCGUCUUCAUGAGUUCAACAGCAUCAUUGCUCGAGCUGGGCUGCCGCCCCAUCGCAUAAAGAUCCCCGCCUCUACCGUGUUGAAGACACUGAAAUACCCCGGUUCCACCGAGUCGUCCAAGCAAUGCGCACUCUGUGGACUGAAGAGGAGCGAGAGAGUCACGGACGUCGACGUAGAUGUCGACGAUCUGUUUGGGGAGUUCUGGAGCGAGCAUUGGGGCCACAAGGACUGCUAUGAUUUCUGGUACUCGUCUAACGGCCUGCUUGGUCAUCGAUGAAUACAAGAGUUCUCCCAAACGUUCCCGAGUCUUGGCCGGUCCUGUACCGAUGUUGAUGCGAUACCCACAGCAGAUGUCUCUUUCCAUGUGCCCAGCUCGGUGGUGGCCAAACCUUGGUCGCGAUCGCCAAUUUUGCGUGCCAGACAUUGCCUUUGACCUCCGAUGACAAGUGACAUCCGGGUUUAGCUCCGGGAGAUAUACGGAAUCCUGUAAGGCGAUGCUUCUCGAACCCAUCGAUACAUAUGGGCAAGCGCAACGCCUACCAAGGUACCUGGGUAGAUAAGGUACCGUACAGGAAGUGGUAUGUGUGGUUCAUGAAGCAUAUGCCAGUACGGAGUACUCGUAAAGAGAUCC
Exophiala viscosa is the source of this 1850-nucleotide messenger RNA. RefSeq lists its product as uncharacterized. NCBI's taxonomy places the organism in Eukaryota, Fungi, Ascomycota, Eurotiomycetes, Chaetothyriales, Herpotrichiellaceae. The transcript has a single exon. The record is from RefSeq and is a predicted model, not a curated record. Bases 123 to 1496 code for a protein of 457 amino acids.